Messenger RNA from Perognathus longimembris pacificus (Pacific pocket mouse), 2893 nucleotides. It is a transcript of the gene Dmtn, whose product is annotated as dematin actin binding protein. Gene Ontology annotation, biological process: actin filament bundle assembly; lamellipodium assembly; cytoskeleton organization. The transcript has 16 exons. The coding region runs from base 632 to 1849 and encodes 405 amino acids. Gene Ontology annotation, cellular component: actin cytoskeleton; plasma membrane. NCBI's taxonomy places the organism in Eukaryota, Metazoa, Chordata, Mammalia, Rodentia, Heteromyidae. The record is from RefSeq and is a predicted model, not a curated record. Gene Ontology annotation, molecular function: actin filament binding.
CGGGCUGAGGCUCAAGGGUCCUGGAGGCCCAACGGCUACAGGAAAGAAGGGUAGGGACAUGGCUUACAGUCUGAUGAGGAAGCAUUGCUUUUUGCUCUAUAUCCCUUUUCUUUCUCUGGCCUGGGUCUUUGUGGUCUCUCCCUUGUCCCUGGGUGUCCAGGCACCCUGGUACAACCUGUCUGGGAGUUAAUAUUUACACAGCAUGAGGGGUGCCCUUGGUACUACCCCCCCCCCAGCAGGUUGGUACAUGGGGCGGAGUCUAGGCACUGGAGUGAGACAGAGGCACAGAGGACUACUUUGCAGGCCUGGGGGAGGGGGCAGGUACAAGGCCAGCGUCUGCUCAGGACAUCUGGCACCCGUGACCUUGCUGAGGAAAGGAGUCAGAAGUAGGGUGUCUGGGGCCUGGCACCCCUGCCUGAGAGGGGAAGGAGUUCCUACCCUCUGCUGUGGAUGCGAGCCCUGAGAUUUCCUGAGCUUCCAAAGAGCCACCACCCCCGCCGCGCAUCCGCCGUGCCGGGGCGCCGAGGGAUGAGGACCCCACGGCGCGGUGGGACGCCUUCAUCGUGGGAGCCGGGCCGCGCCUGACGCCUGUCCGCACCCCGCGCGCGCGCGCACCGGCCUCGGCCUCCGCAUGGAGCGGCUGCAGAAGCAACCUCUUACCUCCCCCGGGAGCGUCAGCUCCUCCCGAGACUCCAGCGUGCCCGGCUCUCCCUCCAGCAUCGUGGCCAAGAUGGACAACCAGGUGCUGGGCUACAAGGACUUGGCUGCCAUCCCCAAAGACAAGGCCAUCCUGGACAUCGAGCGGCCCGACCUCAUGAUCUACGAGCCCCACUUCACCUACUCCCUGCUGGAGCACGUGGAGCUGCCCAGAAGCCGCGAGCGCUCGCUGUCGCCCAAAUCCACAUCCCCCCCACCCUCCCCAGAGGUGUGGGCGGAGAGCCGGACCCCUGGAAUUCUCUCUCAGGCUUCAACCCCCAGAACCACAGGAACCCCCCGGACCAGCCUGCCCCAUUUCCACCAUCCUGAGACUACUCGCCCAGACUCCAACAUCUACAAGAAGCCACCCAUCUAUAAGCAGAGAGAGUCCAUGGGGGGCAGCCCGCAGAGCAAGCACCUCAUCGAGGACCUCAUCAUCGAAUCGUCCAAGUUCCCAGCCGCCCAGCCCCCCGAUCCCAACCAGCCGGCCAAGAUCGAAACCGACUACUGGCCAUGCCCCCCUUCACUGGCUGUUGUGGAAACCGAAUGGAGGAAGCGGAAAGCAUCUCGCAAGGGGGCAGAAGAAGAGGAGGAGGAGGACGACGACGACUCAGAAGAGGAGAUAAAGGCCAUCAGAGAGCGUCAGAAGGAGGAACUUAGUAAGGUUACUUCCAACUUGGGAAAGAUGAUCUUGAAAGAAGAAAUGGAGAAGUCAUUGCCCAUCCGGAGGAAAACACGCUCCCUGCCUGACAGGACACCCUUCCAUACCUCUUUGCAUCCAGGGACAUCCAAGUCGUCUUCUCUUCCCUCCUACGGCAGGACCACCCUGAGCCGGCUACAGUCCACAGACUUCAGCCCAUCGGGGAGCGAGGCAGGAAGCCCAGGCCUGCAGAACGGAGAGGGCCAGAGGGGGAGGAUGGACCGGGGGAACUCCCUGCCCUGUGUGCUGGAGCAGAAGAUCUAUCCCUAUGAAAUGCUGGUGGUGACCCACAAGGGACGAACCAAGUUGCCCCCAGGGGUGGAUCGAAUGCGGCUUGAGAGGCACCUGUCCGCGGAGGACUUCUCCAGGGUCUUUGCUAUGUCUCCGGAAGAGUUCAGCAAGCUGGCCCUGUGGAAGCGGAACGAGCUCAAGAAGAAGGCUUCUCUCUUCUGACUGUCACAGCCACGGGCCUGGUGACAGUCCCUCCUUGCUGCUCCAGGGCUCUGGGCCCCGGGGGGAGCCACUCGACCCAAAGCACCCUCUUCCCCAGGGGGCCGGGAGCAGUGGGAGCCAGGGCACAGCUCACUGCUCAGGGAGAAGGGGAGCCAAGACCCCUGCGGUCCUGCCCUAGGCCCGGGGCUUCCUCCCACCCCAGGUCCCCGCUGCCUCCCGCAACCCAGCCUGGACUCCAGCACACACCGAGUUAAUGUUUGCACCCCCUCUCCCUGCCUGUCGCCGCCCCCCCCCCCCACAUGAAGCUCCUCAGAAGCAGGGGAGGGGAGCGAAGAGGACGCCUGGUGGUCAGGCUGUCAGCUCUCCCACACAGAGGUGGGCCAGCUGAGGGACCCCGUGUCUGCCUGCCUGAGGGGACACUCCCCCCCCUCCACCUCCACUGCUUUCCGGCAGCUCCCUGUACCCGCGAGCUUCCUGUUUCUCUGACUGACAGAGGCGGGCUUGCCCCGUCCUCUCUACUUGUGACCCCAAGCUUCAAAGCCUCCCUUGCUCUACCUCCAGGGCUCCCCACAAGCCUUGGCUAAGCGUGGAGACGCUGCCUCUACAAUCUAGCUACCACCAGCCUCCAGCCAACGCUGGCUAGGAUGCCUCCUGCCAGCACCUGCCCAGGGACCACAGAGAUGGGAUGGAGAGGCCGGGCUUGGGGCAUCUCCCUGAGGCCUGCCCCCCCAGGAUCCACCGUGUCCCGUGCACCUCCCCACACCCCAACUCAGCUGUCGACAGAAUGUAAUUUAUUGGGGCACUCCCCACCCCCCCACCCGCAGCUUCCCCCCCCCACCCAACCCCACUCACCCAACCCCACUCACUCCCAGCUCUCUUCUUCACAUACGUAUGUUUAUAUAAUUAUAUAUAUAUUUUUUUGCCCAGCUCUGGGCUGUGUGCUCCUGCCCAGACCUCGGCAUUCCCUUUCCACUGUGUGUGUGUGAGAUCAUGUUGAGAGGACUCUGCUUGGAAUUAAAAGGUUGCAUUGGGUCCCUAAAUCAA